CUGGAAGGUGGAGUCCGGGCAGUGGCAGCGGUGGCGGUUGCCAGGAUCCCGCGUUGUCGCCUGAGACCCGUAGUAUGGCGGGGAGGAGGAGGAGAAGGCGGCGCAGGACCGAGCUGCGCUCUGUCAGUACCAGUUGAACCACUUGCUUCCUGACGAGGCCCGGAGCGAGGAGAGAAAAGCUGACGGAUCUGUGAGGGACCAGUGUGAUUGUGGGAAAAUGGAGGAGUAUGAGAAGUUCUGUGAGAAAAGUCUCACCAGAAUCCAAGAAACAUCACUAUCCAGGGAGAGCUUUCUACCUGCUCAAUCUGAAAGCAUCUCACUAAUUCGCUUCCAUGGAGUGGCUGUCCUUUCUCCACUGGUGAAGAUCGACGAAUCCCAAGAUCGACAGGUUAGAAAAGCGCCUAAUGCCAGUGAUUUUGAUCAUUGGGAGACUGAAACCAUUUACUCUAAUUCAGAAGUCACAAACUUGAAUGUUCCUGUUACAUUUCCAAAUAGCUUGCCAAGCCCUACUGAACACUCUACUUCAACAAAGCUUGAAAAAAUAACUGGAGUUUUGCCUUUGGAUAAUGAGGACCAAUUUAAAUCUAAUGGAAUAGACGUAGCUGGUGACUCAGAAGGAUUUAGUUCUCUGAAGCAAUGUGAUAAUUCAGGUAUUAAUCAUGCAGAAAAUGAAGCUUCUCCAAAGACCUCUUCAGUAACCCCACAGGAGACUCUUAUUUCUGAUAGUCUCUUCCCCAAAAAUGAAGAACAGGAUCCAUCACUUUUGGAAGAAGUCACUCCCGAUCCCUACAUAAUGAGUCUUCAAAACCUGAUGAAAAAGUCAAAGGAGUAUCUGGAAAGAGAACAAUCUAAACGCAGUCUGAGAAGCAGUGCCAAGAACAGUUUUAAUGAGAGUCAUUCAGACAAAGAAAAUGAUGCUGUUAAAGUGACUGAUUGUGUAAAGGAGAAAGCCCAGUUGACGGACAAACACUGUGGCUCAGUUAUUCCUGACAAGCCAAGCCUUAAUAAAUCAAAUGUUCUUCUCCAAGGUGCUUCCACUCAAGCAAGCAGCAUGAAUACAUCUGUUUUAGGUAGCUUUUCUAAAGUGGACAUACCUAUACGAACUGGCCAUCCCACUGUUUUAGAUUCUGAUUUUAAAGUCAUUUCCACUCUUGUUCCUGAAAAUAAUGUUAUCAGAAGUCUUACCGGUUCGUAUGCCAAGUUACCUAGUCCAGAGCCAAGUAUGAGUCCUAAAAUGCAUCGAAGACGUUCAAGGCCAUCGUCAGCAUGCCAUAUACUUAUAAAUAACCCAGUAAAUGCCUGUGAAUUAAGCCCUAAAGGAAAAGAAAAGGCAGUGGACUUAAUUGUUCAAGAUACUGACGAGAAAACAAACAUACCUGAAACUGUGCCAAAGUUACCAGUUGAUUUAGCAGGAGGUUCAAGCAGAAAUACACCUGAAGCUAUAGAAGAAAUGGCUUUAGGUAAAUCAAAUCAGGUAUGUCAGUCUUCAGGAAAUCAAUUAGAAAAUAAAAUUAUUCACGGACUUGCUCCUGGGGAAGGUCAGGUAAUAUCUGACAGGAGAGGACCACACAAAAUGGACAAUACUUGUACCGUAGUGCCGAGAUUGCAGGAACCAUAUGGCACCAGUCAAUGUAUAGCAAGUCAAAGCUUUGGGACCAUGAGUGGACUUAAGUCAGCCAGUGUGCAAGAGAAAAACUCCUGCAGUUUACAGAUGGAGCUGAAUAAGUCUUAUGAUGUAAAGAACCCAUCUCCUUUACUGAUGCAAAACCAGAAUAAUAGACAGCAGAUGGACACACCUACAGUGUCCUGUGGAAAUGAACAGUUUUUGGAAAACAGUUUUGAGAAAGUUAAACGGAGACUUGAUUUAGAUAUUGAUAGUUUGCAAAAAGAAAACUACCCUUAUGUCAUAACAACUGGAAUAGCUGAACAAGAAAGGCAACAUUUGUUGGAAAAAAGAUACCCUAAGGGGACUAUCUGCAUUAACAAGAAUAAAAUGUUAGAAAAUAGUUCAAAAGAAGGUGAGAUAUUAAAAAGCAAGAUGUUAGCUUUUGAAGAAAUGCGGAAGAGACUAGAAGAACAACAUGCCCAGCAGUUGUCAUUACUCAUAGCUGAGCAGGAAAGGGAACAGGAAAGAUUGCAAAAGGAAAUAGAGCAACAGGAGAAAAUGCUAAAAGAGAAGAAGGCGAUUACAGUGGGAGCCUCUGAAUUGGACAAUAACAAUGCGGUGGAGUUAGAAUGGAGAAAAAUAAGUGACUCUGGCUUGCUAGAUACAAUGCUGUCUCAAGUGGAUUCACUCCAUACUUCAAAUUCAAAUAAUUCUGGUUUUACGAAUUCUGCCCUACAGCAUAGCUUUGGUUCUGCAAAUGAAUCACCAUUCUACCUCUGGGGAUCAUCAACUAGUGGCUUGACCAAAAUCUCAGUAAUAAGACCUUUUGGAAGGGCCAAAACUAGAUGGUCUCAGAUUUUCAGUCCAGAAGUACAAGCAAAAUUCAACAAAAUAAGUGCUGUGGCAAAAGGAUUUCUUACUCGUAGGCUUAUGCAGACAGAGAAGCUGAAGCAACUUCGACAAACUGUAAAAGAUACUAUGGAAUUUAUAAGAAGUUUUCAGUCAGAAGCACCAUUAAAGAGAGGAACUGUUUCAGCACAAGAUGCCUCUCUUCAAGAAAGAGUGUUAGCCCAGUUGCGAGCUGCCCUGUAUGGCAUUCAUGACAUAUUCUUUGUAAUGGAUGCAGCUGAAAGAAUGUCUAUUCUACAUCAUGAUCGAGAAGUUCGAAAAGAGAAAAUGCUCAGGCAAAUGGAUAAAAUGAAAAGCCCACGAGUGGCUCUUUCAGCUGCCACACAGAAGUCUCUUGAUAGGAAGAAGUACAUGAAAGCUGCUGAAAUGGGAAUGCCAAAUAAGAAAAUUCUCGUUAAACAAAAUCCUUCUGAAACAAGAAUCCUUCAGCCAAACCAAGGACAGAAUGCACCUGUUCACAGGCUACUUAAUAGACAAGGAACCCCUAAGACAUCAGUGAAGGGGGUUGUGCAAAAUAGACAGAAGUCUUCACAGAGCAGAGUGCCUAACAGAGCGCCUGUUUCAGGAGUAUAUGCAGGAAAAAUCCAAAGAAAGCGGCCAAAUGUUGCGACAAUUUAAGAAGACAACAUUCACUAGGCUAAAAAAAAGGGGAGGGUUAUUAUCCAUAUUAUGUUCCCCACCCAAGGCUUUUAGUUUAACCCUGUACUCUAUUUACCCAGGCAAACUAAUGUCAAAGGGCUGAGCAGUUAUCUGGAUAACUUGAUCAGUCUGGUUAAUUACUACCCUACUACCCCCCACAUUCCUCUUCAUAGUAGAUUUGGUGGAGACAAAUUAGUGUUAGUGAUUGCCUCAUCUCUGUGCUUAAUCUGUACAAACGUAAGUUAAUUUCAUGUGUCCAGAUGUGUGCAGAGACCCUUUUUGUAAACUUAAAGAACAUUUGGUUUCUUUUACAAAAUAUUGAAAAGGUAUGACAAAUUACAAAUAAUUUCUAAACGUAAAUUUCAUUCACCUCUGCAUACUGAUUCCUGAAUUUUAUAAACACAUUAGAUACUGUUCUAUUCAAGGAGAAAUUUGCAAAAGAAUGUUUUCCCUUGAUUUUGUAACUUUAAAUACUGAUUAGCUUCCCAAUCUGCAUAUUCUUUGACUCACGGUAUAAUCAUUUAGGAUAAAACACUUGCCUGCUGGUUGUGGUUCAUAUAAAAUUAACCACAGAAGGAGCUGUGAGUCACCAUUUUGGUCAGAAGUAUACAUAUUCCUGUCAACCACUAGUUGUCCUACAGAAAUGUUAUAUUUCAUGUAUGUUACCCCAUACUGUUAGAACUAUUUCCACUAGGUUUUUAAAUCCUUCCUUCUGUGGAGGGUAACAAAUUCGGGGAAGACAGCACAAUCUUCUUGAAUGUAGCACUUAGGAAUUCAUUAUUAUAUCUAUUUCUGUAAAAUUAGAAUGACAUCUUGCAUGCAGUUAUAUUUUCUAUUUAGUCCACAUAUUUUGGUUUUUCAUAGUCUGCUUUUUCUAGCAUGCUUGACUGAGGAGAGAAUAAAGGGCUAUAUAAUAUAAUGAUUUCAGAUUUGCAAAUAGGAUAAUAAUAUUGUCUAGUUGAAAUUCUGCAUUACUUAGAGGAACUGAUGCUUAAUUUUUUUUUUUUUUUAAAUCCCUAGUAUGUCAUAGCGACCCUAUAGGACGGAGUAGAACUACCCCCAUAGGGUCAUUUAAAAUAUCAACCAACAGAUGUUACCAAGGGAAUGUGAUUUUAGGAAAUAGAAUGUCACUGUUAAUUUAUCAUAUGAUUUCCAAGAAGGGCUUUGUGUUUCUCACAUAAAAUUGGAAUUGUGUACAUUUAAUCUUUCUAACUUGAAUUUUAAGAGAUACUGGUAUUUUGAAAAUGCAGACUAUAUAUAUAUAUUGUUAAUAUCCUUUUAAGAAUAUGGAGAUAAAAAUUGUUUUCUCCAAUUUUUUGUUCCACUUAAAAUUUAACUUUUGCAUCCAGCCACAGACAAAAUAAUAAUGUACUCUGGGUAUAAACUUGGUUUUCUUUAUUGAGGUGUAUCAUUUAUUAAAUGAGUGAACAAGAAAAUUAGAAGACUGUCAAAUUGAGUUGCCUUUUUUUUUAAUUUGUAGGCAAAGUAUAUCAAAUAAUGAUCUUUUUAAUAUGAUAAACUGUGCUUUAUCAUUCUGAAAACUCAGGAUACAGCUUACUCAUAUCAUUGUGGGUCUCUCCAGUAAAAAGAAUCAGUGGUAAAAGUUUUGUGUACACUAAUUAGCUAAAACAAAUAGUGUUUUGGAGAAAGUUAAAACUAGUUUUAGAUUAAGGAUGAAAAACUUGAGGGUUUUUUUUUUUUAAUUUAAAGAUAAAAGCAUGUAUGUUUUACACAUUUUUAAUGUUCACAACUUUUUCUCAUAAAAGUACCAGACACUGUUUUGUGCUUUUGAUGGAAUUUUAUUUAUAUAUGUUAUUUUUUAUUAUUUUUACUUUGAGUGGAAUGUCCAUUCAUGUAAAUUGUAUUUAUUUUUAUACUUUAAUUUUCACUAGUUUUGCUUCUAGGCAGAAGGCAAAAUAAACUUUUCAUCUUAAAGGAAA
This is a messenger RNA of Trichechus manatus latirostris (Florida manatee), 5094 nucleotides long. It is a transcript of the gene CCP110, whose product is annotated as centriolar coiled-coil protein 110. Gene Ontology annotation, biological process: regulation of cytokinesis; centriole replication; centrosome duplication. Gene Ontology annotation, cellular component: centriole. NCBI's taxonomy places the organism in Eukaryota, Metazoa, Chordata, Mammalia, Sirenia, Trichechidae. The record is from RefSeq and is a predicted model, not a curated record. The coding region runs from base 218 to 3133 and encodes 971 amino acids. The transcript is spliced from 15 exons.